CUUUCCCUCUCCAGCCUGUGGUACCCGGUCCUCAGGUGCAACCCCCUGCGUGGUCCUCUGUGGCAGCCUUCUCUCAUUCAGAGCUGGGUUGCAGCAGCUCAGACAAUCCUUACCAUGUGAAAGGAGGAAUGACUGUCAUGGCAUGAAAAAAGCAUCACUAUGAAAAAGAAAACUCGGUAGAAGAUAAUGGCAAGUCCAGACUGGGGAUAUGAUGACAAAAAUGGUCCUGAACAAUGGAGCAAGCUGUAUCCCAUUGCCAAUGGAAAUAACCAGUCCCCUGUUGAUAUUAAAACCAGUGAAACCAAACAUGACACCUCUCUGAAACCUAUUAGUGUCUCCUACAACCCAGCCACAGCCAAAGAAAUUAUCAAUGUGGGACAUUCCUUCCAUGUAAAUUUUGAGGACAACGAUAACCGAUCAGUGCUGAAAGGUGGUCCUUUCUCUGACAGCUACAGGCUCUUUCAGUUCCAUUUUCACUGGGGCAGUACAAAUGAGCAUGGUUCAGAACAUACAGUGGAUGGAGUCAAAUAUUCUGCCGAGCUUCACAUAGCUCACUGGAAUUCUGCAAAGUACUCCAACCUCGCUGAAGCUGCCUCAAAGGCUGAUGGUUUGGCAGUUAUUGGUGUUUUGAUGAAGGUUGGUGAGGCCAACCCAAAGCUGCAGAAAGUACUUGAUGCCCUCCAAGCAAUUAAAACCAAGGGCAAACGAGCCCCAUUCACAAAUUUUGACCCCUCUACUCUCCUUCCUUCAUCCCUGGAUUUCUGGACCUACCCUGGCUCUCUGACUCAUCCUCCUCUUUAUGAGAGUGUAACUUGGAUCAUCUGUAAGGAGAGCAUCAGUGUCAGCUCAGAGCAGCUGGCACAAUUCCGCAGCCUUCUAUCAAAUGUUGAAGGUGAUAACGCUGUCCCCAUGCAGCACAACAACCGCCCAACCCAACCUCUGAAGGGCAGAACAGUGAGAGCUUCAUUUUGAUGAGUCUGAGAAGAAACUUGUCCUUCCUCAAGAACACAGCCCUGCUUCUGACAUAAUCCAGUAGAAUAAUAAUUUUUAAGAAAUAAAUUUAUUUCAAUAUUAGCAAGACAGCAUGCCUUCAAAUCAAUCUGUAAAACUAAGAAACUUAAAUUUUAGUUCUUACUGCUUAAUUCAAAUAAUAAUUAGUAAGCUAGCAAAUAGUAAUCUGUAAGCAUAAGCUUAUGCUUAAAUUCAAGUUUAGUUUGAGGAAUUCUUUAAAAUUACAACUAAGUGAUUUGUAUGUCUAUUUUUUUCAGUUUAUUUGAACCAACAAAAUAAUUUUAUCUCUUUC
Messenger RNA from Pan troglodytes (chimpanzee), 1303 nucleotides. RefSeq names its product carbonic anhydrase 1 (gene CA1). The coding region runs from base 187 to 972 and encodes 261 amino acids. Lineage: Eukaryota; Metazoa; Chordata; Mammalia; Primates; Hominidae. Gene Ontology annotation, cellular component: cytoplasm. Gene Ontology annotation, molecular function: zinc ion binding; carbonate dehydratase activity. The transcript has 9 exons. The record is from RefSeq and is a predicted model, not a curated record.